UGAGGUGAAAUGAUGCGAUGAAGAAGGCAUUGCAGCACAAGAAGACGGAGCAUUCGUUCUGGGGAGCAUAAAUAGUUCCUGGAUUACCCUUCCAGAUGCCAUUCUCCUCCACCAUCAUCAUCAGCCAGCUCCAAAGCAGUUCCUCUCAGCUCCAAAGCAGACACCUUCAGCUUCAGUAAUAUUUUCCCAGACACUCACUUCGAGUUUCUCACCCACCAUCGAAAUGAAGUUCACCGCUGCUAUCGCUGCUAGCAUCCUCGCUGGUACUGUUACUGCGAUCCCUGGCCGCGGAGUCGAAGCCCGCGUCAAGGCUCGCUCUGCCACUCGGGGCUCUCGUCCUCUGGAGGCCGUCAACCGCCCGGCCACCGUCAAGAACCAGACCAACGUGGAGUACAGCUCCAACUGGUCCGGUGCGGUGCUGGAGAGCCCUCCCUCGGCUUCUGCGACCUACACCGCGGUGACCGGGACCUUCACCGUCCCCGAGCCCACCGGCACCGGUAACGGCGCUGCCUCUGCCUGGGUGGGCAUUGACGGCGACACCUACGGGAACGCCAUCCUCCAGACCGGUAUCGACUUCACGCUGGAGAACGGCCAGGCCUCCUAUGACGCUUGGUAUGAGUGGUACCCCGAUUACGCCUACGACUUCAGUGGCAGUCUGGACAUUUCAGCCGGCGAUGAGAUUGUGGCCAUUGUCGAGUCCUACUCCUCCACCAGGGGUAUCGCCACUAUUGAGAACAAGAGUACCGGCAAGUCUGUGUCCAAGACACUGUCAGCCCCGGACUCCAGCGCCAAGCUGGGUGGGCAGAACGCGGAAUGGAUUGUUGAGGGUGAGUGGACUGGUGAUGUGAGCAUUGCUGAUCUCUAUACUAAUGUUGCGCGUAGACUUCGAGGAGAAUGGCUCUUUGGUCAACUUAGUCGACUUUGGCACUGUGACCUUCACCGGGGCGGUUGCCGAGGUUGCUGGCGGCGAGAGCGUUGGCCUCGACGAGGCCACCAUCAUCGAGAUCGAGCAGUCCGGCAAGGUGGUGACUGAUGUCACCAUCAACAGCGACUCCUCUGUCACCAUCACCUACGUCUAAGUCAUCGAGUAACUUGGUGACACAAAGCACAUGGGAGCAGGUGGUCCUGCUGGUGUGAGGACGAUUUGUGGAGGCGAUGGGCAGCGGGUUCUGCUGGCUUGGAGACGAUUGGACUAAGAAAGGCAUUGUGUGACACCUUGGAUCUGGCCAUGACGGCUUGGCUGUCGUGGGAUGUAUCCUUUUUGAUAAGAAUGAGACACAAAGAGCUU
Messenger RNA from Aspergillus saccharolyticus JOP 1030-1, 1288 nucleotides. RefSeq names its product A4/G1 family peptidase. Gene Ontology annotation, molecular function: glutamic-type endopeptidase activity. The record is from RefSeq and is a predicted model, not a curated record. Gene Ontology annotation, biological process: proteolysis. Lineage: Eukaryota; Fungi; Ascomycota; Eurotiomycetes; Eurotiales; Aspergillaceae. The transcript has a single exon. The annotation marks the transcript as partial.